Molecule: messenger RNA, 627 nt
Organism: Rotaria sordida
Lineage: Eukaryota; Metazoa; Rotifera; Eurotatoria; Philodinida; Philodinidae
Source: the annotation of a GenBank genome assembly
AUGUGGGGUCAAGCAUUUAUUUGUGGUUCUCUUGGUGGUAUGUUAUUUUGCGGCAAAACUGGUUUCUCUGCUGCACAUCAUCAUGCUCCAGACAAUGCUUGUUUUAUUUAUUAUUGUUUUACGCAUAUUGCCAUUGAUCAUAAAGGAUCAGUUGGUUCUGUUUAUCGAACACGCAGUGGUAUGAAUAAAAAAACAGCAGCAUGUGGUGCUCUCGCUGCUUUUGCAUCCGAAAUUGCUUCGAAUAAAUUAAAUCUUAAUCUCGAUGAGAAUGAUAUUGAAAUGAGUAUGUUAAAGAUACAUAUCAUUCAACAAACUGGUCUUUCUACCGAUUCAACGAAUCCUCCAGAUUUAUACAAAGUAACAAUGGCUGCUUAUGAAACGAUUACAAUUGAUUUAGAGAGACAUAUUCGAUAUGACGCCAAAGACUUUAAAGAACGUCAGUAUGCUUUAUUUACUGGCGUUCAAAUUCAUGGACCCAAUGGGACGAAUUAUUGUUGGAUUGGAAAAGCAAGUUUAUUAAAUAAAGGGGUAUUAUCACCAUUGACUCUUUCAACAAAUACUAAUUUUCAACCACAGUUUGGAUCACGAAGUAAACGACACUCGUUCAAUGGACCUAUUCCAGAAUGA